UGCGUUGAGAGUUUAGCGACAGCAAAAGCGCAACAGGAUUUUUUUUCUUAAUUGAGGAUUAUAACUGUAGAUUCACGCCAGAUGUCAGUGUAUCGUUGUACUAGUUUCUUUGUUGUUUUUGGUUCCGACUUGGCGAACGGGGCAUAAGUAUUUGGUCGAUAUUUUCUGAGAUUGUUUUGGAGCCACCCCCGCUCUAAGUUUUGGUUCAGACCGGUGGCAGGCAUCGAGGUGCAGGGAACUCAUCUCGUCAACUUUUUUUAGAAGGAAUCUCAGCUCCGAUCUGUUUGACUUUGGCAAACUCUGACGCUGUCUUGUUUUCAGAUAUAAACAAAAACAAUAGCCAGACACGGUAUUUGGAACGACGAAGCGUAGCCUAUGCAGUUUAUGAAUCAUCGAUCGAGUUUGUGUCGUCCCAGUAGGAAUAUUUUGGAUCCCUAUGGAUGUCAACUUAAAAAAAACAUACGCUGAAAGGAAUGGUAAAAAAAUUGUGACGGGUGAGAUCAACAUUGCUUUUGCUUCCAACGGUGCUUGCCACCGAGAGUGGAGCGCAAAGUAACCCAUGUCAGUCCUUGUGUUGCUGGACUAAAACUCGGCUCAACCGAGAAGACCGAUCCGAACCAUGGAGGAGACCCAGGCGUCCCCCGCUCCGGAGAACCAGAGAGACAGUAACGUGUCUGACAGUUUCUCUAAACUAUGGACAGAUGUGAUGGGGAUGCUGGAUGGUUCUCUGGGCAACAUUGAUGACCUGGCCCAGGAGUACUCAGAGUAUUACAACACCUGCUUCAGCGACGUCAGCGACCGGAUGGAGGAGCUCCGCAAACGGAGGGUGUCCCAGGACAUGGACACGGAAAAGGCUGACGCAAGCCUCACCUCCCUGCAGCUGCGGUCGGAGAUUCAGGAGUCGCUGGGCUUCAGCAGUGCAGUGUCCACGCCUGAGGCAGAGAGAAAGUCACCCCCGCCAGCGGGACAGCGGAAACCCCGCUCUCGGCCUUUCCCGGUGACCCUGGCGGAGCGGAGAUUCGGAAACCGCCGGCUUCCUUCCGCCGAUUGUGCUCCGGGGGAGAUGGGGGUCUCGCGGGAGCAGUCGGACGAUGAGGUGGAGGACUCGGUCAAGUUCCGUCGCCUCCACAAGCUGGUGAACUCCACCCGCCGCGUCCGGAAGAAGCUCAUCAAGGUGGAGGAGGGCAAGAAGGCCGGCUCGGAAGACUCGCUGAGCUUGGAGGCGUCGCCCACGUGCGAGGACAACGCGGCCCUGUACACGGGCGUGCAGAAGAAGCCGGCCGCCCCGCCGGACUCCCCCUCCCUGCCGUCCCUCCUGCAGGAGCGCCGGUCCCUGGACGGCGACUCGGACAGCCUCACCGCCUCCCCGUCCUCCAGCAGCCUGGACGCCUGGUCGGGCCACAAGCUGGUGAAGACCUUCGGCAAGGCGGCCAGCGCCGGGCACGGCCUGAUCCGGCCCGGGAAGAAGUCGGGCCCGGCCGCCGGCGCCGGCGGCGUGGGGGCAGGGGGGCCCGGGGUCACCGGGGGCAGCGGGUCCUCGUUCUCGGAGGCGGACGGUGGCGGCGGGGAGGAGGACGCCGGCAAGGUGUCGCGCUCCAUGACGGACGGCGAGAUGCGCAAGGCCCUGAACUCGCUCAGCCACGGGAGAACAUGCAGUUUUGGGGGGUUUGACCUGUCCAAUCGGUCUCUCCAUGUGGUCAACUCUGGUGACCCUGCGAACAAGGACCAGGAGGCCAUCUACCGAGAGGUGGUGAAGUCGCCCACCACGUCCCGGAUCUCCCUGGGGAAGAAGGUGAAGUCCGUGAAGGAGACCAUGAGGAAGCGCAUGUCCAAGAAAUACAGCAGCUCUCUCUCUGAGCAGUCAAGCCCUGAUGGCACGCCCAGCUCUCCUCAGUCCCCCCAGCCCGACACGGACUCCCUGGAGAAGCCCAAGCUGAAGGCUGGAGGCUCUGUGGAGAGCCUGAGGAGCUCCCUGAGUGGACAGAGCUCCAUGAGCGGACAGACGGUCAGCACCACGGACUCCUCGGCCAGUAACAGAGAGAGCGUGAAGUCUGAGGACGGAGACGACGAGGAGCCGCCGUACAGAGGGCCGUUCUGCGGGCGGGCCAGAGUCCACACCGACUUCACCCCCAGCCCCUACGACACUGACUCCCUCAAACUGAAGAGAGGCGACGUCAUCGACAUCAUCAGCAAGCCCCCGAUGGGCACGUGGAUGGGCCUGCUGAACAACAAGGUGGGCACCUUCAAGUUCAUCUACGUGGACGUGCUGAGCGAGCAGGAGGAGAAGCCCAAGCGUCCGGUCCGCCGGCGGAGGAAGGGCCGCCCGCCCAAGCCCACGUCCGUGGAGGAGCUGCUGGAGAGGGUCAACCUCAAGGAGCACAUGCCCACGUUCCUGUUUAACGGCUACGAGGACCUGGACACCUUUAAGCUGCUGGAGGAGGAGGAUCUGGACGAGCUGAACAUCAGAGACCCUCAACACAGGGCUGUGCUGCUCACUGCGGUGGAGCUGCUGCAGGAGUACGACAGCAGCAGUGACCCGGAGCGCGGCGGCCAUUCCGGCUCUCAGGAGAAGCUGUUGUCGGAGGGCCAGGGUCUGGUGGGGGACUCCCCGCGGGACUCGGGCUGCUACGAGAGCAGUGAGAACCUGGAGAAUGGGAAAAGCCGGAAGCCGUCCCGCUCCAGCAGGUCGUCCUCGGGUUUCGAGUCGGCCCGGCUGCACUCCCCGGACUACCCCACGCUGCCCAUGACCAAGUCCACCGAGGCCCUGCAGCAGACCAAGAAGGAGCGGAAGUUCGGCAAGCACUUCUUCCUCAAGCCCUCCAUCAAGGGCCUGGGCCUGCUGGGCCGGAAGAAGGGGUCCCGGCGGCACCGCAUCCCGCCCAGCCGCAGCUGCGAGGACCUGGACGAGGGUCCCCCGCCGCUCUCCGCCCAGGAGCGCUGGAAACGCUCGCACUCCCUGGGCGACCUGCACUGGGAGCAGGCCUUCGACGGGCCCAAGAGCCCCUCCGGCCCGGAGGUCCCGCCCGCCCAGGGCCCCAAGAGGGACGAGGAGGAGGAGGCGGGCGCCCUCGUUUGCCUUAAGGGCAGUUCGGAUGAGGCCGGCCCCCCGGCGCAGCUGGCCGUCAGACCCCCGUCUGGUAGUCUCGAGUCGCCGGGGGCGACCUGCCCCGCGCCGACCCCCGCGGAGCCGGCCCAGGGGGGCAAGAGCACACGGACACACCCGAAAAAGGCGCCCGUGCCCCCUCCGGUGCCGGUCAAAAAGUCCCGGGAGCGUCUGGCGAACGGGCUUUGCCACCCGGCCCUGCUCCUGUCGGGCCCCGCGUCGCCCACCACGCCCACGAAGCCGGCCAGCACGCCCGCCAGCCCCUCCGCGGCGGGCCCCCCGUCCUGCCCCACCUCCCCCGGGUCCCCGGAGAAGCCCGGGACGCCGCCGGCCGCGCCCCCGCCCUGGCUGUCCGACCUGCCCGAGAGCGCCUGCCCGCAGAUCCACGGCGUGAAGGUGGCCGUCGGCCGCAAGAUCUCCCACGCCAAGGUGCCCGACCUGGAGUCCCUGCUGGAGGACAGGCUGGAGGCCGAGGGCAUCGACCUCACCGAGGAGCCCUACUCCGACAAGCACGGCCGCUGUGGGAUCCCCCAGGCCCUGGUCCAGAGGUACGCGGAGGACCUGGAGCAGCCGCUGAAGGACCUGGCCCCCGCCAUGGACCUGAUCCGCGUUAGGGAGCUCCGCAAGCAGCACCGCAUGGCGAUCCCGUCGGGCGGCCUCACGGAGAUGUGCAGGAAGUCGCCGUUGCCGGGGCAGGUCGCCACGGUGACGGACUGGCUGGUGUCGGUGGGGCUGCCCAUGUACGCCGGCGCGCUCCGGGCGGCGGGGUGCGCCUCGCUGGAGCAGGUCUCCGCCCUGACGGAGGCGGCGGUGCAGGGGGCGGGCGUGCGGGACGAGAGGCACGCCCGGCGCCUGCUGGCCGAGGCGCGGCAGGUCCAGGCCCAGGGCGGCCAAUCGUAACGCGCGAGGGACCGGGCGAGGAGGAGGCCGAACGCCGAAACCCCCGCGGCGGGACACGCGCUGCCGGGGGGGACUUGCGGCAGCGACGCGGACAAUGCGGUCGCGGCCGUCGUAGCCGCGAACGGGAAAAGGGACCUCAUACCCGAGGCCAGGGGAGCGGAGACUUUCAAAAAAAAAAAAAAAAAUGAAAAAAAAAUUUCAUUUUCCUUUCUUUCCGUUUUUUUUUUUUCGCUCUUUCCAGAUGUUUACGAGGAGAGUGACUGAGAUCAGCAGAAUGCCAAGAAGGAGAAGUUGGAGGCCUUUUUAAAUGAAAAAUGUAUUAUAUAAAAAAAAAAAACUUUUUAACAUUAAUCUCUUUUCGGUAACGUUUCCUGUAGAAACGAGUGCUGGUCUUAAUGUGGAAGACGGGACUGCCUUUGACGAAACAGCACAGGGGUUUUUCUUUUUUGAAAUUUGAGUUUUUAUAAAGAAAAGACUUUUGUUGUUUGCUUCAUUUUGGUCUCUUUUGCUUACCGUAGCACUAGAGAGCCGCACGAGUCUGUAGCUUGGCCAAAGCAAUCUUUUUUUUUUUAACCAUAGUUCUUUCUUUACAGCAGUGCAGUAACUUCAGUAAGCUAUAUAUUGAAGGAUGGGUCUUCUGCAAAAAAAAAUAAUAAAAUAAAUACUACAUAAAACAGAACUGUAAAAUACAAAAACAAUCAAAUAUUCCAAUACAUUACCAUCUUAAGAUAACUGAUAUUGCCAUUAUAUUAUUUUCUUGAGAUAACUGAUAUUGCCAUUACAGAAUAAUGUUGUCUUUGUGUUCAUCGUGAGAUCACCAAAUAUGAGAAGAUUUCUUGUGGAGUUCAGUGUUUGAAUAAACAUUUGUUCACUGCAUUGGUAGACGACGGCAGUUUCAGUUCGACAAACCAGAUCCUCCUCACUGUGAGCUUGUGCCGGCAUGAAGACGUGGGAUAUUUUGACGGUCUAGAUUUUAAAGACGAAAUAUAAUAAGGGUGCAUAUAAUCCUUCAAUGUAUAGUUCUGUCAUGGCUUCAUACAAAGUGCUACCAGUGUUUCAUGAGAGAUCUGCUUUCCUUCCGAGCAAUAGUCUUGAUAUCUACCACGCUAAUUUUAUGUUGCCUUACAAAUAUGUACAAACGGUUUAAUAAAUAUCUAUGUGUGUACUCGAGUUUGAUUAUCGCAAAUUACUGGUCGUCAUCUAUAUUUUCCAUAUACUUGCAACUUGCCGAGUGUAAACACAACGCAACACUUAAAAGCGUUGUGUGUGCGGUCACUAGUAUAUCCGAUCUAGUCAGCAAAUGAUGCCACUCUUAGUUGCUGUUGGAAUUCCUUUGGUCGGUGAUCUUGAGACUUGGUGAGGCUAACAUGCUCUCCUAAGCUGGAAAAGGUUUUUUUUUUUUUUUUGUCUCCCAUCAGUUUCUCAAGCACACUAUAGUAUGAGAGAGAUUAUUUAAGAUGUAUUUUUGAAAUGGUUCACUAGUUUACCGCAGUGUCGAUAACAUCGCCCAGUGCAUUGUGGGGCAGAGCGCAGAGACUGGCGCCGUUGAAACUUCAGGAAGUAAAGGCUCGAUUUUAGUCGUUCGGAAAACAAGAGAAACGUACAGAAUGUUUACAGAAACGUGCAAACUUGAAAUGUUGUGACGACAUGAUGGUUCUACUGGGCGCUUAAUGCUCCCUAAACAGUCUUGUGUCUGUUCCACUGAUUAAUCAAAACUUUAAAAGAAAUUAUACAAAUUAUUAAACAUGACAGGCCUGUUACACUUAGCAGCCAAGUGCGCGUAAUUCUUUAUGAAAUAUGUUGCAACCGGUCGUACCUUAACCAUUUUAUAAAUGCGUAAUAAAUAAAAAAAAUCAACUUCUGAUCGAUUGUAAUAGGCCACGAAAGGAGAGAGAUCGUGCUUCAUUUCAGAAUGGGUCUCUCCGGGCAAUGAUUGUAAGCACAGAUGUUGAUAUGCGUGCACAGAUGUUGAUAUGCGUGCACACACUUUUCUGCAUCGCAUUCCACUGCAGAAAGAGUCGAGAUGGGAUGUUCUGUGCAGACUCAGGGUCAGAUGUACUAAAGAAUUGCACCCUUAUAUGCAGGUUUCUAUUUUCGUUUUUGGUUUUUUUUAUGACAGGGGAGUUCAUUCCACAGUAACAGCAGUACUAGAGAACAGUCUCCAUAUUUGUGUGGUAUAUGGACAUUGUGUUACCCAAGAGCACCCCAUGCUUCCAGGCUUAUUCAGUCUAACUGCAAUGCACUUCCACCACAAUAUUGUGUUCAUGAAUACCAUCAAGUCACGUGUGUGUGCGCGUGUGUGCUUGAGGGCUUGGGCGUGUGUGUGUGUGUGUGAAACAUUUUGUUUCUUGCUCACAUUUCAUUCAUUUCAACACCCCCCCCCCCCCUCCAAGGACAAUAAGGACAAGCCUCAUUGCAGUUUGAUCAUGUGUACACCUGUGUUCCAUUACCGGCCAAUCUUGUCAACAUAUUGGGAGUUACCGUGGAAACCGCUUCCUCCUGCUCCACCAAUGGCCUGUCAGUCAGUCCUGACACUCUCCAGGGUCUGGCCAGCCUCCGUCUCCAUGGCGACCGAGCCCAGACAGGAUGCCGAGCACAUGCUGAUCGCAUGCUGUGCGUAACCGUGGCGACAGGGCAGGUGUGACACGUGCGACCCACCUGAUUGGUUUGGGAAUGGCCUGGGGUGCCCGUGGCUUGGGAUGUUGUACAUACGAUGUCAGGGAUAUGAUACAGCAGCUACACUAACCUGUCAGGGCUAUGAAUCCAUUCAGCUGGGAGCGUUUAAUCUAAUAUUACUCUGCGUCUCUUUAGAACUUACUCGCGUCUUAUAUAGUGUGAAAUGCAUACUGACACUGACGGUGUGAUGCUUGUGUACUGCAUACUUGUGUACUGCAUACUCAAUACUGCAUACUGCAUACUCAAUUCGUUUGAUGCCUUUUCCCGUACACUCUGAUGCGCUGCAAAAAGACAAACUCUUUUUUUUUUUGCAACUCUGACAUACAUAUUCAUCUUAUAAAUAUAUAAAAAAAGAACUGUUGCUGUUAAAUGCACUUUAGAAAAUCAAAUCAACUUUUUUUUUUCUUUUUUUUUUAAAAGGAAAAUUGUCAAAAAUUCAGAACUAAGAAGGUUUCAUUUGUAUUGCAUGUCGGAAUGUUCCGGCAGUGAACAAGCAUGGGUUAUAUUUGACGUUUUAAAUCAAUCGGUUUGCAAGGAGUCCCCAGUGCCAAGCCAGUGAUGUAAAAACACAAUGUAAUUACUCCCCAAUUAAUCUGUGCUCAAAUUAAUUACUUCCCAUGGUUUUUGCCUUGUCAAAAAAAAUCAUAAUUACGAAAUUAUGAAAUGAUGAACUAAUGUUGCACAUUCAGUAUCUGUAAUUGAUAUUUAAAUAAGUUAUUUUCUUUCUUUUCUUUCUUUCUUUUUUUUGCUUUUCAUAUCCAAUGUAAUUAUUAGCUGUACUAUACAAAUAGCAAUACCCUCCUGCAUAUUGCUUUAGCCAGUGAAAGCUACAGUAUGUAUUGUAAAAUAUAAGUGUAAAAAUUACUUUAUGCAGUUUCAGCUAGCUAAUAAUUGUCUAUAAAGAUUUGCUUGUGUAUUGAAACAAAAAAGGUCUAUAACUAUUUGUCAUUCUGAAAUACAAUAAAACCUUUCUUGGCAUCAAUAA
Conger conger (European conger) is the source of this 7664-nucleotide messenger RNA. RefSeq names its product SAM and SH3 domain containing 1a (gene sash1a). Lineage: Eukaryota; Metazoa; Chordata; Actinopteri; Anguilliformes; Congridae. The record is from RefSeq and is a predicted model, not a curated record. The coding region runs from base 620 to 4003 and encodes 1127 amino acids. Gene Ontology annotation, molecular function: protein binding. The transcript is spliced from 17 exons.